CUAUACUACAAGCACAGGGUGCGGUAUGCAAGAAUCCUAGUCCUACAGAUGUAACGUGUUCCUAGGGGUUGGGUGUGAAGCUCCAGGGUAGUUUUACUCCUACUCUGUCCCUCAAACAACCCGACCCACACACACACCAUAAACCCCCACCUCCCAAAAGACUCGGGAUUCUUUGCCCGCACUAUCACACCCUCUCAACUCUCGUUCAACAGUACAAACACGUAUAACCAUGGUGUCCAAGGUCUUCAUCAUCACGGGCGCCAGCAAGGGCAUUGGCGCCGCCAUUGCCAAAUACCUGCUCCAGCAGUCUCACAAUGUCGUCAUCACGGCACGGUCCCGGGAGCCCCUGGAGGCCUUGAAAACGUCGCACCCGGGUCAAGUGCAGUACAUUGCAGGAGACAUGGUCGAGCCUGAGAUGCCGACGAAACUGACCAACCUCGCCGUGUCGUCAUUUGGCAAGCUUGAUGGCAUUGUCAUCAACCACGGCGUCUUGGCGCCCAAGCGAUUCGCCGACUGCACCAUUGAAGAGUGGAAGCAGCUUUACGACGUCAAUGUCUUUAGUGGAAUCGCCAUGGCCAAGGCGGGAUUAGAUGAGCUGCGCAAGUCCAAAGGCUGCAUCGUGUGGGUGUCAUCGGGCGCCGCAACGAAGGCCUACGCGGCAUGGGGUUCAUACGGGUCGGGCAAGGCGGUCUACAACUCCGUCUCCUCUCACAUCGCUGUUGAAGAGCCCGACAUCAUCAGCGUUGCCAUUGCACCCGGUCGAGUAGAUACCGAGAUGCAAGGCGUGCUGAGGUCGGAGGGCAAGGACACUAUGGACAAGUCGCAAUACGACACUUUUACGGAGGCCUUUGAGAAGGGCACGCUGCUUAAGCCAGAGCAGCCUGGGCAUGUCAUGGCUAAGUUUGUGGCCAACCCGCUCAGGGAGCUGACCGGCAAAGCAUUCUCAUGGAACUCACCUGAGGUCGCCGUGUAUCAGGCAUAAGCGGAAGAAUCGGGUUUCCCUAAUCUCAAGCAAUGUUAGCUUUGGAUCAUGACAAAGUUAUAAACAAGUAAUGAAGAUCAAAUAUGCAAAGUCAGUCGAAAGAUGAAAAGUCUCGUUUACGUUAAUCCACAUUAAGAUUCAGGAUUAGCAUGGAAUGUAAUUUUUGUCAUCACAGCAUUUAGUAGUUGGGAAAAAAAAAAA
Messenger RNA from Ilyonectria robusta, 1183 nucleotides. RefSeq lists its product as uncharacterized. Gene Ontology annotation, molecular function: oxidoreductase activity, acting on NAD(P)H, oxygen as acceptor. Lineage: Eukaryota; Fungi; Ascomycota; Sordariomycetes; Hypocreales; Nectriaceae. Bases 230 to 982 code for a protein of 250 amino acids. Gene Ontology annotation, cellular component: intracellular anatomical structure. The record is from RefSeq and is a predicted model, not a curated record. The transcript is spliced from 4 exons.